Molecule: messenger RNA, 1988 nt
Organism: Chlorocebus sabaeus (green monkey)
Lineage: Eukaryota; Metazoa; Chordata; Mammalia; Primates; Cercopithecidae
Source: RefSeq, a predicted model, not a curated record
AGCUGCCCCGGAGCGGUCCCGGAGCGGUAGUCCCGGCCCUGCUGCGCCAGAGCCCGCGCGAUGGAGCCCCUGCCGCGGCGGCGGCGCAGGAGCCGCCCCCUGGUCGCCGCCUUCCUGCGAGACCCGGGCUCGGGCCGCGUGUACAGGCGCGGGAAGCUGAUCGGCAAGGGCGCCUUCAGCCGCUGCUACAAGCUGACGGACAUGUCCACCAGUGCUGUGUUUGCCCUCAAGGUGGUGCCGCGUGGCGGGGCUGGGGCCGGGUGCCUUCGCACACAGGGAAAGGUGGAGCGUGAGAUUGCCCUGCACAGCCGCCUGCGACACCGCAACAUCGUGGCCUUCCACGGACACUUUGCUGACUGCGACCACGUGUACAUGGUGCUGGAGUACUGCAGCCGCCAGUCUUUGGCCCACGUGCUGAGGGCGCGGCAGACCCUGACAGAGCCAGAGGUGCGCUACUACCUGCGGGGCCUGGUCAGCGGCCUGCACUACCUGCACCAGCGGCACAUCGUGCACCGAGACCUGAAGCUCAGUAACUUCUUCCUUAACAAGAACAUGGAGGUGAAGAUUGGAGACCUGGGGCUGGCGGCCAAGGUGGGGCCAGGGGGCCGCUGCCACGGAGUGCUCUGUGGGACCCCAAACUUCCUGGCCCCCGAGGUUGUCUCCAGAAACGGGCACUCCUGCCAGUCAGACAUCUGGGCUCUGGGCUGCAUCAUGUACACGGUGCUGACCGGCGCCCCGCCCUUCAUGGCCUCACCCCUGUCGGAGAUGUACCAAAACAUCCGUGAGGGCCACUACCCCGAACCCACUCAUCUGUCCGCCAAUGCACGCCGCCUCAUCGCACGCCUCCUGGCACCCAACCCGGCCGAGCGGCCCAGCCUGGACCACCUACUGCAGGAUGACUUCUUCACGCAGGGUUUCACUCCGGACCGGCUGCCGGCCCACUCCUGCCACAGUCCCCCUAUAUUUGCCGUACCCCCGCCUCUGGGCAAGAUUUUCCGGAAGGUGGGCCAGCUGCUGCUCACCCAGUGCCGGCCACCCUGCCCCUUCACAUCUAAAGAGGCCUCGGGUCCAGGAAAAGAGGGGCCAGACCCUGACUCCAUGGAGUGGGGCGGUGAGAGCUCCCUGUCUGCGAAAGGGGUUCCCUGCCUGGAAGCCCCCAUCCACCUGGUCGCACAUGGGACCCUGCAGAGUGACCUGGCCGGGCCCGAGGGGAGCCGGCGGCCGGAGGUGGAGGCAGCCCUCAGACACCUGCAGCUGUGCCUGCACAUGGGCCUCCCGGCCACACAGGACCCCCUGGGAGAGCAGCAGCCCAUCCUCUGGGCCCCCAAAUGGGUGGAUCAUUCCAGCAAAUACGGCUUUGGCUACCAGCUCUCGGACGGGGGCAGUGGCGUCCUGCUUCGGGACGGCACCCACAUGGCUCUGCGUCCCCCCGGAGGCCAAGUGUGCUACAUGCCCGGCCGCGGGAAGCUGGAAACCUUCACCCUGAGGGAUGUGCCCGGCCCGCUGUGCGCCAAGCUGGCCGUGCUGCAGCUCUUUGCCGGCUGCCUGCAGCGGCGGCUUCGGGAGGUGAGAGCUGGGGUGCUGGGAGGGCGAGGGGUGGGGACGCCACCUGCUCCCCAUGACCUCAGCCAAGUCUGUCCACAGGAGGGGACCCUCCCCACACCUGUGCCACCUGCUGGACCUGGCCUCUGCCUCCUGCGCUUCCUGGCCUCUGAGCAAGGCUUGCUGCUGCUGUUCAGCAAUGGGACGGUGCAGGUGAGCCCGGGACUCACACACAGGGGCCACUGGGGCUCAGCAGGGUGGGGUCUGGCCCGCCUGGGCUGUUAGGGAACAAGCUUUGGGGGAGCCCUAGGAAGCAUUUCCCUCCCAAAAAAGAAAAAAAAGAAAAAGUAUUGGCUCCUAAGUACAAAAGCCACAGCAUGGAAAACGCGUGACGUUUUUGGGCCAGGCACUGUGGCUCACGCCUAUAAUCCCAGGGCUUUGGGAGG